Molecule: messenger RNA, 1592 nt
Organism: Salvelinus sp. IW2-2015
Lineage: Eukaryota; Metazoa; Chordata; Actinopteri; Salmoniformes; Salmonidae
Product: transmembrane protein 160
Source: RefSeq, a predicted model, not a curated record
ACACGGCAUUGCAUAGAUUCAAAUGCAGAACAUUCACACCCCUAACAUCAACACUACUGUAACAUAUUUAGAGUCAGAGAUUCUAAGCACAUUUAUAAAGCCUAUCCAAACACGAACCAACUAGAAACUAAAAAGCAUUACUGUAGAGGCAUAACUUUACAAAAACAUUGGAAGUGUUGUUAAACAAAAAACACUGAUAACCAAAUCCAACACAUAACUUCUCACUACAAUUGACCACAUUUCGUCUCAAUCAGAAUGCAUGGUCCCCAAAAUGGUUGCCCACAUGUGCGUAACAGCCGGGCACAGCAAUAAAGCAGCACAGACUCUACACUGAACCUUUGAGAAAAGGUUGAAAGCGUCACCAUGUCCAAGGGUUGUUUUUAUACCUUUUACAUGUUCCCCACUAAUUAGGGUCCGAGGAGAAACCCUGAAACAAACCAUUUCAAACCCUAAAACUGUUUAAUUGGCCCUACGAUAAUGGAAUCGAUUUUGUAGUCUAGCAAUGCCCUCUGGUGGCUGAAUGAGCUAAACACAAGGUGCAGGUAAAGUAUAAGGUUAACAGAAUGCGCCUAGAGAGGAAAUCUGGUUGUAAAGGAGAAACAGCCCACGGUAAACAUUUACAAAAUAAAAUACACAUUUCAUAAAGGAAGAUUAUGGCACGGUUUAUUUUACAAUAACAAACAAAGGACGGCGCUACAGUAAUAUGUUUGCACGGGAGCACCGCCUCCUUCCGUGUGUCGUUUGCAGUGUGAAAGUUCACAGGGCAUGCAAAGGUCGUGUUGUGUUUUUAGCGAGCUAUGGCUGCCUUGAGUUGGUUUACGUGCAGACAGCUGCCGCGGAUUGCAAAUCAGUUCGCCUGGGUUGGGAAGCACGUCAGGCCUCAGUACCUCGGGGGACUACCGGUGAGGAGAGUCCAUGGGUCGUCGCGGAAAUGUGUGGCUGAGAAGGGGCCAUGGGGCAAGGCUCGGAUGCCAGAGUAUCAUCUUAUGACAGAACUCGAUAAGGCGGAUGCUUUGAUGCUGAAAAAGUCCCACGAAACUGGGUUCCUGUCUUGGUUCCGGAACGGACUCCUGGCCACGGGGAUCGGGGUCAUCGCUUUCGUCCAGAGUGAUGUGGGACGAGAGGCAGGAUAUGCCUUCUUCAUCCUGGGUGGUGUGUGUGUGUCGUUCGGCGGGGCGUCCUACGUGGGCAGCCUGUUUUCGCUGAGGAGGAUGAUGCUUCUCUCCCUGCCAGCCGUGCUGCUGAAUGUAGCUGUGGUGAGCAGCGUCGCCCUCUUCUGGCUGUGUGCGGUAUCKCUCUACAUCGGACGCCUGGAGGUGGAGAUUAUACAUGAGGAUGACGAGGACGAUGACGGAGGGGAGUGUCCAGACUGUCGGGACCGCGGCAACCACUCGCAUGGCAACCGGCACCACGGCAGCAACAAAGGCCAAGACAAGUAGCUAGUGUGCGUGGCAAAGGUGACGAGGUGUGUGUUUGCGUGUGAGUGAGACAGAGAGGACUGAGAGGAAGUGUGUAUGACAUUCAAGUUCAUAAUAUCAAUGUUAGAUUAUUUUAAUUUCGUUUUAUUUUGCACACACACUCUGUGAGAGUGC